Messenger RNA from Ananas comosus (pineapple), 2381 nucleotides. RefSeq names its product transmembrane and coiled-coil domain-containing protein 4-like. The transcript is spliced from 15 exons. The record is from RefSeq and is a predicted model, not a curated record. Bases 127 to 2172 code for a protein of 681 amino acids. Lineage: Eukaryota; Viridiplantae; Streptophyta; Magnoliopsida; Poales; Bromeliaceae.
UUCUCAACACACUCGUCGAAUUUUCCGCCACGCGCGUCUUCGUCUUCGUCUUCGUCUCCGUUGGGUUUCUCCUUCCUCGUCUUGAGACUGGAAGGAGCCCUUCGAACCCUCUCUCUCUCUCCCUCCAUGGCCAUCUCCUGCCUAAACCCCACGCAGAGGUACGCAGCGGGGGCGCUUCUCGCCCUCGCCCUACGCCAGGCCCAGAUCCACCAGUCCCGACCCCUCGGCGCCGCCGCCUCCGCCGCCGCAGACGCCGACGAGGCCCCGGAGCGAUUCAGCAGCGCGAGCUCCAGCAGCGUCGCCACCGCCACUAGUAGCAGCAGCGACGGCGACGGCGACGGCGAUGCGGCGCAUCUGUGGACGCACGAGUCCCGAGGGCUCCUUCGCCCCGUGUUCAGGUUCUUGGGGAUCGAUCCGAAGGCGUGGCCCGGAUUGGAGGAGACCGCCGCGUCGUCGGAAGCCAAGCAUCAUGUUGGGGCCUAUUUAAGGAUUAUAUUUGAAGAAGAUGAUGAGAGUUCCUCAGCAAGAUCUGAUCAAGAGCUUGCUCUAACAAAAGCAGUUGAUGCUAUGGUAAUGAACUUGGAAAUUAGUGUUGGCUUAGAUGGGAUAGCUACAGAGAAACACCAAGGUCAAGAACAUGAAGGAGGCCCAAGGAACUGCUCAAAUUCAGUGGAUAGUAGUUCUGAGAUGACAGUGGAAACAGCUGAAACUUCAGAAAACACCAAUCCUGACGGAUUAUCCAGAAAGGUGGAUUUAUCUAAUCAGGUUGACACAUUACAUUCUGAGAAGUUGAUAUUGGAUGAUUUUCCAGACAAUUACCAACGGAAAGUGGUAUUGUUGUAUGAACUUCUUUCUGCUUGUGUGGCUGAUACACCUCAAGACAAGAAGGAAUCUUCUCGAUUUAGGAAGGGUUAUGAUGCACGACAUCGUGUUGCUCUCCGAUUGCUAGCUGCAUGGCUCAAUGUGCAGUGGAUCAAAAUGGAAGCUAUUGAGAUAAUUGUUGCUUGCUCUGCGAUGGCUGCAGCAAAGGAAGAAGAACAAUCACAGGAAAAUGAAUCAGAAAAAAGCAAGUGGGCCAGAUGGAAGCGUGGAGGAAUAAUCGGUGCAGCUGCAUUGACUGGAGGAGCCUUGUUGGCCAUCACCGGUGGUUUAGCUGCUCCAGCAAUUGCUGCUGGAUUUAGUGCUUUAGCUCCCACAUUAGGUACGCUUGUCCCUGUUAUUGGAGCCAGUGGAUUUGCUGCUAUGGCCAGCGCUGCUGGAUCUGUUGCUGGUUCUGUUGCUGUUGCAGCAUCAUUUGGAGCUGCUGGCGCUGGACUUACAGGAAGCAAAAUGGCCAGACGUAUGGGAAGUGUCAAAGAAUUUGACUUCAAACCCAUUGGCGACAAUCAUAAUCAGGGUCGUCUAGCUCUUGGCAUCUUGAUUUCUGGCUUUGUUUUUGAGGAGGAAGAUUUUUUGAGGCCCUGGGAGGGAUGGAAAGAUAACUUGGAGAGGUAUGCUCUUCAGUGGGAAUCUAAAAAUUUAAUUGCAGUGAGUACUGCCAUACAGGAUUGGCUCACGUCAAGACUUACAAUGGAGUUGAUGAAGCGAGGUGCCAUGAUGACCGUGUUAAGCACUCUCGUUACGGCAUUCGCAUGGCCUGCUACACUGCUUGCUGCUACGGAUUUCAUAGAUAGCAAAUGGUCAAUUGCUAUUGAUAGGGCAGAUAAAGCAGGAAAGCUCCUCGCAGAAGUGUUGCUGAAAGGAUUACAGGGAAACAGGCCCGUUACCCUUAUCGGUUUUUCACUAGGAGCUCGAGUUAUAUUCAAGUGUCUCCAAGAAUUGGCCGAGUCUGGAGAUAACGAGGGCCUCGUCGAGAGGGUUGUGCUCCUCGGUGCACCAGUUUCUGUCAAAGGCGAGCAGUGGGAGCCUGCCAGGAAGAUGGUAGCGGGGAGAUUUAUAAAUGUGUAUUCCACGAAUGACUGGAUACUUGGGGUUACGUUCCGUGCAAGUUUGUUGACACAAGGUUUAGCUGGAAUUCAAUCCAUUGAGGUUCCUGGGGUCGAAAAUGUUGAUGUCACUGAUAUGGUUGACGGUCACUCCUCGUAUCUAUGGGCUGUCCAGCAAAUACUGGAACAGCUUGAAUUAAAUACCUAUUAUCCUGUUUUUACUCGUGCUAAUACCGGUUCCAAAUAACAAAUAGUAAACUCCAAUUUGUAUAUAAAACUAUGCACCAAAAUAUGAAAAAGGGUUUUCGCGCAUUGAUGUCAUUUAUUCUCAGUUCACUUUUUGUAUGUACAGAGACAAUUACAUUAACUUGCGUCUCAAUUCAUGUAUAGAACUUGGACGUGAACUGCUCACUAUUCUAUCUAAUUGUGUCAAGAAAUAAUGCUAGGGAAGCAAUG